This is a messenger RNA of Gossypium raimondii (Peruvian cotton), 654 nucleotides long. RefSeq names its product 50S ribosomal protein L2, chloroplastic-like. NCBI's taxonomy places the organism in Eukaryota, Viridiplantae, Streptophyta, Magnoliopsida, Malvales, Malvaceae. The record is from RefSeq and is a predicted model, not a curated record. Gene Ontology annotation, cellular component: ribosome. The transcript has a single exon. Gene Ontology annotation, biological process: cytoplasmic translation. Gene Ontology annotation, molecular function: RNA binding; structural constituent of ribosome. The coding region runs from base 1 to 402 and encodes 133 amino acids.
AUGGCGAUACAUUUAUUCAAAACUUCUACCCCAGGCACACGCAAUGGAGCCGUAGACAGUCAAGUGAAAUCCAAUCUAAGAAAUAAUUUGAUCUAUGGACAGCAUCGUUGUGGUAAAGGUCAUAAUGCCAGAGGAAUCAUUACCGCAAGGCAUAGAGGGGGAUGUCAUAAGCGUCUGUACCGUAAAACUGAUUUUCUACGAAAUGAAAAAGACAUAUAUGGUAGAAUCGUAACCAUAGAAUACGACCCUAAUCAAAAUGCAUACAUUUGUCUCAUACACUAUGGGGAUGGUGAGAAGAGAUAUAUUUUACAUCCCAGAGGGGCCAUAAUUGGAGAUACCAUUGUUUCUGGUAUAGAAGUUCCUAUAAAAAUGGGAAAUGCCCUACCUUUGAGUGCUGUUUGAACUAUUGAUUUACGUAAUUGGAAGGAACCAAUUAUGUUUACGACAAAACCUAAAAAUCGAUCACUGAUCCAAUUUGAGUACCUCUACAGGAUAGACCUCAACAGAAAACUGAAGAGUAACGGCAGCAAGUGAUUGAGUUCAGUAGUUCCUCAUAUAAAAUUAUUGACUCUAGAGAUAUAGUAAUAUGGAGAAGACAAAAUUGUUUUAAGCACCGACAGAACCAGAAGCACCCCUUGUUUCAAAUAGAGGAGG